Lathyrus oleraceus (garden pea) is the source of this 1434-nucleotide messenger RNA. RefSeq lists its product as uncharacterized. NCBI's taxonomy places the organism in Eukaryota, Viridiplantae, Streptophyta, Magnoliopsida, Fabales, Fabaceae. Bases 1 to 1434 code for a protein of 477 amino acids. The record is from RefSeq and is a predicted model, not a curated record. The transcript has a single exon.
AUGAGGUCCAUGUUCACCCGGCACUUUACAGCUUCCCGUCGUCACCCCAAGACUGAGGCGACCCUUGAAGCCAUAGUGCAGAAGAAGAAUGAAACACUGCGCUCAUACAUCGAGCGAUUCAACCAGGAAGCUGUCGAGGUAGAUACCACCGAGCACAUGAAGAAGUAUCUCCUCGAGAGAGGUCUCUUACCCGGCAGUGAACUUAGCAGAGCCGUAGGGAUCGAGCCUCCCCGCACCUUAAACGAGCUCCUGCAUAAAGCCCAGGCCUACAUCAGAUACGAGGAAAAGCAGGUGGCACACAAUGCCCGCAGCGGACGUAACGCUGGGGAGACCGAGCACUCAAAACGCGAGGACACGAGCAUUUCCCGUCGCAACGGAGACAGACGAAGAGAAGAAAGACCUCGCGAGCUCCGGGAAGGAAGAGGCCCCGCGGGCAGAUAUAGCGAGUACACCUUACUGACAGCUCCUCGAGAGCGUAUCCUCGCAGAAUGUAUCAACUCUGAAUUUAAGCAGGGCAGGGUCAGGUUCCCAAAACCGUCUGCACCAAAGCCCCACACCGACAAAUCAAAGUACUGCCGGUUCCACAGAAGUCACGGGCACGUGACCGAAGACUGCGUCCACCUGAAAGAUGCGAUUGAAAUUUUAAUCCAAGAAGGGCACCUGAAGCAGUACACGAGGAAGAACGAAGCUCCCAGACACGACGAGCCAGAGAAGAAGAGACCCCGGGAAAACACACCCCCCGACAACUCUCCCUAUCAAGUGGCCCUCUGCGUGUCACGACCGGAAGAUUUCUUCCCCCCCGAACCAUUGCCCGAGGGCAAGAUCACUGCACUCAGCCCCUGGGAAGACUUCCCUACCACACUGGUGAUAUCAGGAGGAGGAACUAACGGGGAAUCCGCGGCCCUCUCCGUCAAACGCAAGUUCGACGAACUCCUACUGACUGCCCCCGAGCAGAAAGCGACAUUGACAAAAUACCGGGGAAAAUCCAACCCAAUAUCCUUCUUCCUGGAGGAACUCCCGGGCGGAUCCCCGAACUCGGCCAUCCCACUAUUGAUUAGAGCAAAGAUGGCCCGGUUCGACGUACGACGCAUCCUGGUCGACGAAGGCAGCUCAGUGGAUAUCAUGUACGUCCACCUCUUCAAGACUCUGAAGCUAGACAAGACCAACUUAGCCCCCUACGUCGGAUCAGAUCUCCAAGGAUUCAACGGAGCAACAACCAGACCGUGGGGAUAUGUUGAGCUCCUCGUCACUUUCGGCGAACAAGAAACGGCCAGGGAAGUCAAAAUCCAAUUCCUGGUCGUAGACUGUCCGUCUCUCUACAAUUGCAUCUUUGGACGCCCGACACUGGCCGAACUCACUGCGGUCCCAUCCACCGUCCACCUGAAGAUGAAAUACUACACCAAAUUGGGACGUGUGUGUUGGUGUAAGCCCUAG